AUGAACCCGCCCUUGAGGGAGCAGCCUACACAAAAAAAGAGGAGCAUGAUGUCGAGGGCGCAAGGUAUCGCCCCGAUUCCUGUCGAGAAGCGCGUGGUCGCCAAGACGCUCACCGUCUUCACGUUGUGGUGGUGCAUGAACGCGAACAUGCUCCCAAUCACUGUCGGGAUGCUGGGCGCAACAUACGGGCUUGCUCUGGUAGACUCGGCGCUCGUCAUCAUCUUCUUCACUCUUCUGACGACAAUGUUGCCGGCGUACCUGUCGGCCUUGGGACCAAAGACGGGUAUGAGGCAGAUGAUACAGGCGCGAUUUAGCUUCGGUCGGUAUCUAAUCGGAGUUCCCGUUCUGCUCAACCUUGCUACGCUGGUGGGGUUUUGCGUCGUCCUGGCCGUCAUCGGGGGACAGUGCCGAUCAGCGGUCGGCAGAAGCAACGCUAUCAUCUCCUUUGGGAUGAAUGAGGCUUCGUACAUGAUCCCUUGGGCGUGUCUGGCUUCAGACUUCACAACAUAUUUGGAGCCGUCGACUUCCUCAAAAUCUUCUGGUACACCGAUGAGCUACUUCGUGACCCUCAACUUCCAGCUCCUCCCCACGCCCUUCUCCCAUAAGGCCACACUCAGUCCGCGCUACGUCUAUGCGCUUCUCGUGACAGCGGCGGUGAUUCCCGUCGGCAUACGUGCAGCCACCGACUUCUUUGCGAGCUUGGAAAACUUCAUCGCUCUCAUAGUGUACUGGUCCGCCGCCUUCCUCGGCGUGAUCCUCGUCGAGCACCUCUGGUUCCGCGGCGCCGACUGCGCGAGGUACGUCCCCGACGCCUGGGACGAUGCUGCGAGGCUGCUGCCUGGCGUGGCUGCGUUUACGGCGUGCGUGCUCUGCUUCAGUAUUGUCGUCCCCAGCAUGGCGCAGGUGUGGUGGAUCGGCCCGAUCGCCGAGACGAACCGGGGAUAUCGGGUUCGAGCUGGCGGUUGCGGUGUCUGGGUUGCUGUAUUGGUUUUUAGGUCGUUUGAAAGGAGGAUUUCAGGGCAGUGA
This is a messenger RNA of Colletotrichum orchidophilum, 1026 nucleotides long. Its product is annotated as purine-cytosine permease FCY2. The transcript has 6 exons. Gene Ontology annotation, cellular component: plasma membrane. The record is from RefSeq and is a predicted model, not a curated record. Gene Ontology annotation, molecular function: transmembrane transporter activity. Gene Ontology annotation, biological process: transmembrane transport. NCBI's taxonomy places the organism in Eukaryota, Fungi, Ascomycota, Sordariomycetes, Glomerellales, Glomerellaceae. The coding region runs from base 1 to 1026 and encodes 341 amino acids.